Molecule: messenger RNA, 649 nt
Organism: Aspergillus niger
Lineage: Eukaryota; Fungi; Ascomycota; Eurotiomycetes; Eurotiales; Aspergillaceae
Exons: 1
Source: RefSeq, a predicted model, not a curated record
AUGCUGGGUCGACUGUUGAGCACUGCCGCGGCUACUCUCAAUCCGGCGACCUACAACGCCAAAAACGCUCAUCAACUAGAGUCCGUCACGGAGGAGGAACAUACAUCCGGCUUACUAUUCCCCGAUGCUAGUCUUCUCCGACAUUCCCAUACGCACGCAUAUCCGCUGCAUACUGCCUACAAUUCACCGAACGCUUCUACGGCUGGUGCCUAUGAUGAUCGCGGCGGUGUCGAGUUGGACCCGUUGAAGGAUUUCCGGGUGAUAAUAGCACAAAAUGCGCUGGGAGAUCGGGACGCUUGUGUCCUGUUGGACACACGCGCCAGUUCGCAGGAUCAGACUUCCAUGGGACUUGGGUUGGAACCUCAGGUGUUUGACAAUACCACCGGUGCGAGACAUGCCCGUACGGUUUCAAAUCUUACCCGUGGAACACGGCGGGGCUAUUUGUCUCAGUCGUCGGCUGCAGAGCCAAGCCCACUCUCUGUCGCUGCGGAGGCACGGAGGUCACCUCCCAUGUCGUCUGGCGCUUUCAUGAGGGCUCGUGGUCGUAGUUCCACCUUAUCGCCGGCGGGAAGCUAUAAUGAACCUGGCCACCCUCGCUAUGCUGCGGACUCGAAUGACACGGGUCUGUUGAAUUGCAUUUUCGGCAGCA